Molecule: messenger RNA, 506 nt
Organism: Cannabis sativa
Lineage: Eukaryota; Viridiplantae; Streptophyta; Magnoliopsida; Rosales; Cannabaceae
Exons: 2
Coding region: 37-351 (104 amino acids)
Source: RefSeq, a predicted model, not a curated record
CAACAAGACAAUGACCGAGAUUGCGGUGUAUACGUCAUGAAGUACAUGGAGGCUGUGGCCAAUGAGGAAGAAGUAGUUGAUGAGUUUCACCCGGUUGAGGCACGUUUGGAAAUCGCUGCGAGGAUCAUAACUGAUGAACAAAAUGAAAUUCGUACCAAAGUGGUUGAAGAUCGUAGGGCUGCACAAGGCAGCUCAUUUGCAUCAUCCUCGGCCCCUUUGCGUAGUCCGUCAAAGUCUCCACGCGAUCCUCGGUUCAGUACAGCGAAGUCUCGCCAUGCAAACAUGUUUCCCCCGUCAAGAGCCUCCCCUAGGUUUCAGUCUAGCAAGACUAAGAUUUCAUAUGGUGAAUAGUCUGUAAAAAACACUUGUGUUAUUAAUAGGUUGUGUUAUUAGUGUGUUGUGUAGUUUGGAUUUGGGAGCAUAGGUUGUGUUAUUUGUGUGUUGUUUAGUUUGGAUUUGGGAGCAUUUGGAUUUAGACAUCUGUUUUUAUUAGUUGACGUUUGGAA